This is a messenger RNA of Blumeria graminis f. sp. triticale, 1272 nucleotides long. The record is from the annotation of a GenBank genome assembly. Lineage: Eukaryota; Fungi; Ascomycota; Leotiomycetes; Helotiales; Erysiphaceae.
AUGGCCACCGUUAAUAUCCGAAGCGAUAUCAAGGACCCUUUUUACCGCUACAAGAUGGAGAGACUUCAGUCCAAAAUCGAAGGCAAAGGUAAUGGAAUAAAGACAGUAAUCGUCAACCUUAGUAGUGUUGCAUCUUCACUUGCUCGCCCUGGAGCAUAUGUGAUAAAGUACUUUGGUUUUGAACUUGGUGCUCAGACAAAUUCAAAUCCUGCCGAUGAUCGAUGGAUCAUCAAUGGUGCCCACGAAGCCUCAAAACUUCAAGAUUACUUAGACGGAUUCAUCAAUAAGUUCGUUCUGUGUAAAAAAUGCAAAAACCCAGAGACCGAUGUUAUAAUUAAAGAUGGUCACAUAGUUCUGGAUUGUAAAGCUUGCGGUCAACGAUCUGAUGUGGACCUUCGACUGAAAUUAAGUGGGUUCAUACUUAAGAACCAGCCAAAAAAGGGAAAGAAAGACAAAUCAGAAAAAAAGGCAGCCCGUAAAGCUAGACAAAACGGAAGUAAUGAGGCAGAUGAUAAAGAUAAUGGUAGUGGUAGUGAUCAGAAUUCUGAGAUAAGAUUGAACGAGAAUGGAGACAAUUCGGUUCAAGCAGCUAGCGACGAUGAGUUUAUUCGAAGAGGAAAAUCUGGUAACGAUGAAUUGGAAGACGAUGACAAAGAUAACGAAUGGACUGUUGACAUGUCGGCUGAAGCUGUGCGAGCUCGUCAACAACAAUUAUCUGAUGAUCUGAAGCAAAAGCUAGUAUUAGCCGGUAAUGAUGAAGAUGAAGAUGGCGAAGGUGGCGGAAACUCAAUUUAUGACCAACUCGGGAAUUGGAUUACCAAUGAAGCCGAGGAAAAAGGUGGCGUCAGUAAGGUUUCUGAUGUUUCUGUUUAUUUGAAAGCCAAGGAGCUCGGCAUAGAAAACAAACAUCGGACACUACUUGUUUUGGUUCAAACUAUUUUCGACGAUGACAUUAUCAAGCAAAUACCUCAGCGUGCAGCCAUGCUCAAAAAUAUGAUAACUUCUGAAAAACACCAAAGAGCGUUCUUGGGAGGAGUUGAAAGGUUUAUAGGUCUAAGGGGUCAAAAUAACCCUACAUUCUAUGAUGAAACACCUAAAAUUCUAUUGGUAUUAUACAACGAGGACAUUCUUCCAGAGGAGGUUAUCACUAAAUGGGGGACUAAAGCCAGUAAAAAGUAUAUCGAUCUGCCAACUAGCAAAAGGGUUAGGAGAUCGGCUGAGGUUUUCUUGACUUGGCUCGCUGAAGCAGAGAGUGAUGAAGAUUCUGAAUAG